Messenger RNA from Desarmillaria tabescens, 1277 nucleotides. RefSeq lists its product as uncharacterized. Lineage: Eukaryota; Fungi; Basidiomycota; Agaricomycetes; Agaricales; Physalacriaceae. The record is from RefSeq and is a predicted model, not a curated record. The transcript has 4 exons. The coding region runs from base 252 to 1277 and encodes 341 amino acids.
GUUUAUGUUUGCACGACUUUUACUUGGGUUUGCGACAUAUCGAGCGGGGUAGAGUUCAGUAAUAAAAGACUACCAGUCAUAAGAAAGCAGAUCGCGACUACGACCGAGAUUCAAGUUAGCCAGAACGAUCUUCCCACGCUUUUUUUCCUUGUUCUUUUGUUGUCACCCAAGAGACCGUAUAAAUAUGUUCCAUCCAGUCGUACCCGCUCGUCGUUCCCUCCUAACCUUUAAUAGCUUUACUGCUCGACACCAUGGCCACCUACAAGAAUGACAUGAGGUUCCGGCCGGCUCCCCCUCGUUACCGUUAUUUCACUUUUUCCAUCGACGUAGCGGCAACUCUAGAGUUGUACUGUGACGGAGGCGACGAGGUCAUGUUGCAAAAGUUGAGUGAUCUGCAGGAUCACAAAUAUGCCGGUUACUGCUCGGAUUCAUCAACAUCCGGCCAGUGCAACAAGGACUCACGAAGCCUCAUCCUCGGAAACCAAACUAUGCGCGGCCUCAUAUGUGCCUUCCUGUCUUUCCGGAAACGACCCAUCCUAGGUCAAGGACGCCACUUAGUCUCGAAGCCAUUGCCAUGGGACCAUUGCUACCAUCCUACCUGCUAUGACCUUUGGGCGCGUGUUCCAUUUGAAGGGCGGAACUAUGAUGACUCCCCACUUGUGACGAUAUCCCCUGCGUUUCUCAUAGCCUUCCGAGAGGAUGUACGUUACGGUGAACUUCUCCGAGCCAGAUUAGACGAUACACAAAUCCAGCGAAUUCUUGAUGGUCAAGAGGACGCCCCGGAUACAGACGACGCUUCAGAGACUGAUGGUCGAACUUGCAAGACGUUCCUGGCCAAGGUGCCGGAAUCUGAUGAUCCUGAAGAAGAUGGGAUUUUCGUGCCGGUUAUGCGUAUCGAUCACGUCCUGUCAAACGUUCCAGAAAUAUCUGAUCCAUCACAGUUAUGUGGGGAUGUCGAUCUUUUCCGGGAGAUUGUGCAGGAGUAUCAGUUCGCACGCUAUGGAUCCGUCCUGUUCGACCCGCUGCAUGGUCCAGAGGCUGACGACACGUCUGUCCCUGACAACGCUUCCUGGACUUAUAGUAUCACGUCGGAGGUAGAUUGCUCAAGUUUGGCCGAAGAACUGAGCGGUGCUCACAUGACCUGGACUCGAUCCGAGAGGAGUCUCCUCCGGUGCCGGAGCCUGUUCGGAAAGGAAAAUGGAGGCCCAAGUCGCUCUUCCGACAGCGACAUUGAGGCAAUCCUUGGGGGUAAACAUCGUAUCAGGCAUGCAAUGUAA